Phlebotomus argentipes is the source of this 2434-nucleotide messenger RNA. Its product is annotated as forkhead box protein biniou-like. The transcript is spliced from 5 exons. Lineage: Eukaryota; Metazoa; Arthropoda; Insecta; Diptera; Psychodidae. Bases 846 to 2192 code for a protein of 448 amino acids. Gene Ontology annotation, cellular component: nucleus. Gene Ontology annotation, biological process: regulation of transcription by RNA polymerase II; animal organ morphogenesis. Gene Ontology annotation, molecular function: RNA polymerase II cis-regulatory region sequence-specific DNA binding; DNA-binding transcription factor activity, RNA polymerase II-specific. The record is from RefSeq and is a predicted model, not a curated record.
UGUCAAGUGGAAAACAACUGAAAAGAUUUUUAUAUAACAAUAAUCUUAUGGACUGCAAUUGUUAGUUUUAAAUUGAAGAACUUCACCACCAAUCUCCAUAUAUUUGGGAUGCAUUGAGUGAAAUCGAAUAUUCUUUCCUGGAAUUCAUGACUAUUUUGUGAAGUCGGAAAUUUUUCCUAGCGACAUGAUUUUUAUGAGCGAAGUCAUUGAAACAUUUUCAGAGGGCAAGAAAGUGAAAAAAGAGAGCACGAUUUUGAGGCAUUUAUUGAGUGUGUUUUCCAAAAUUGAUUAUACUAAGAAAUUGUGAAGAACACAGUUGAGAUAAACAUAGGAAAUGUGGGAUUUGUAUGAUCUGAAGAUAUCGCUCAGAGCUCAGAAGGCAGGUUUAGGAAUCCUGUAAGUGAUAAGGAAGGCUGUUAAGGUGAUAAAUUAAGGAGAAAAAGCAAUGAUAAUUAAGCUCUAGUUGCUCAUUUAAGUUUUUUUGUCAUAGUUUAACGGUAGAUAUAGUUAAUAGUAUAGUUAUAGUUGAUAGUCUGCAAAGCUGAACUAGAUUGCGAUGAUUCGUCUGCACAAUCUUCACUCAUCUUCAGUCUGCGCGAUGAUCAGCUCUGGCGAGAGACGGAGACGAGAGGCGUUCGCAUGUGGUGCGCUGUUUCUCUCCUUUGCAUCCUCGAGUUUCUGGCCUCAUCAUCAGUAUCCAAUAAUACGAUCUCGAGUGUAUUCAUGUGUGGCGUUCGGGAGCAGAUCUCAGUCGGAAUUAGUUAAUCACCCCGAAUGGACGUGUGAGUCAGUGAGUGAUCUCGUGAUCCUGUGCAGAGGGAUAAAAUCGUGUCACACGUGAAAAGAUGAUAAAGAGUGAGGACAACGUAGACUCGAGCAGCUCCAACAUCUACCAGCGCUCCACCCCGAAUCACAUCAUGCCACCGACGACGAUCUCCACCGCCGGCGACAGCAUGAUCAACCAUUUGCUGGGCAUCGACGAGAAGCCCUCGGUGGCCUACCUUAAUCGCCACCUCCUGACCAACCCCCUCAUCGCCAGCCACACGCCCACCAUCCAAAUGGCGCCCGCGAUCACCAGCAUCCCCUCGUCGGUGCUCUGCAACCCUCCGCAGAGCAAAUCGCCCUCACGGCUGUCCCUGCCGCCGCACAUCACCACCCUGGGCCCCGCCAUCACCUCCAGCCACCUCAUCACGACGCCCAACAUCAAGUAUUGCACCAGCGCGGGCAUGGAGGUUGUUGCGCACCCGCCGCCGGCGCCGGACACCAGCAGUGUCUCGCCGACGUCCUCCAGCGGCCCGCAGGCGGACCAGAGCUUCGGGGCGCCGGCCAAGAAGGGGCAGCAGAGCGAGAACGCCGCCCCGGACACUACAAAGAAGAGCACCAACACGCGACGGCCCGAGAAGCCCAAUCUCAGCUACAUCAACAUGAUAGCCAUGGCGAUCAGGGACUCGCCGGACAAGAUGCUCACGCUCAGCGGAAUUUACGCGUACCUCCAGCAAAAGUUCGACUUCUUCAAGGGUUCGUACGUCGGCUGGAAGAACUCCGUGCGGCACAACUUGUCGCUCAACGAGUGCUUCCAGAAGGUGCCAAAGAACGCGGGCAUCGGGAAGUCGGGCAAGGGCCACUACUGGACCAUCGAGGCCAAGUCGGAAUACAUGUUCCAGGACGAGAGCUGCCAGAGACGGCGGCCGCGCGGCUACCGGAAAAAGAUGAACACGGCGCCGUAUCCGCAGCCCAGCAACUUCUACACGGCAACACCCACUUAUGAACCCACUCCGAUCGCGGAACUGCCGAACUGCUACUCGUCCUUCUCCUACGAGUAUCCAACGGCGCCGCCGUCCUUCAGCGACAGCUGGACUUAUCCUUCGGACGGCAUCAGCCAGUACCAGAAGAUUUCGCACGUGUCCAUGCAGGACGGCUCGCCGCCGCUCAACCAGAAUCCCAGCCAAGUGAUCGAGUACGGAUACUCGUACAGCGCAAAUCCCUACGCCAUCGACAACAGUAUUAGGCUGACGCAAAUGCCGCCUCCACUGCCGGCUAUGCCGCCGGUGACGAACGGCGGCGGCGUGCUGAUGGACCGAAAGGGCGGCUACACGACCCCAAUGACACCCCCAACCGCCACUCUGCAUCACACAGCGUCCAACGGCACGCUGACGACGCAUCAGCAGUACUACGAGAACAUCAAAUUCUGAGCCUCUCUGACGAGGGAGGGAAAAUAUUGUGAGAUAAAGGCCAAGAGAGAAGAGAUGAACCACUUUUUUUCACCCUCGCGAAGACGAUCUCCAUGUGAAAGCCAUAAAGCGCCCGAUCGUUAUCCUUGCGCUGCAUGUCCAGCUUCCUCUGCUCAUCCGCACAUGAUCCGUGCGAGUGCAAGAGUGAGUGAGUGAGCUAAAAAAGAUCACGGGGCAAUAAAUUAAAAUGUAGGAUCGUAAAA